Molecule: messenger RNA, 2508 nt
Organism: Anopheles bellator
Lineage: Eukaryota; Metazoa; Arthropoda; Insecta; Diptera; Culicidae
Gene: Vps51
Product: vacuolar protein sorting-associated protein 51 homolog
Exons: 3
Coding region: 16-2322 (768 amino acids)
Biological process (GO): endocytic recycling; retrograde transport, endosome to Golgi; lysosomal transport
Cellular component (GO): GARP complex; EARP complex; membrane
Source: RefSeq, a predicted model, not a curated record
GUUCCGGGUCACAAUAUGGGUGAAAAGUCGGGAAAUCCGUACGACAUGGAUGGCCCGUCCUUUGAUGCCGACCGUUACCUACAGAAACUGCUAAAGGAGUGUUCCCUGAAACAGAUAAUGGACACGGAGGCAGCAAUCGUGCGGCAAACGCAAACCCUGCACAGCGACAUGCAAACGCUGGUGUACGAAAACUACAACAAAUUUAUCUCGGCCACCGACACAAUCCGCAAGAUGAAAACCGAAAUGAAUCUACUGGAAACUGAAAUGAACCUGCUGAUGGUGAACAUGCAGUCGAUUACGGACUUUAGCGAACGCAUCACGGACACGCUCCAGGGCACGCGAUCGCAACUCACCCGACUGUCCGGCAAGCACCAGCUGCUCAAGAAGUUACAGUUUCUCUCUUCGCUACCGUCCAAGCUGAAAACUCUGAUCGAGGAAGAAAACUAUCAACAAGCGGUUCAAGAGUACACGCACGCCCAGAAGGUACUGCAACAGUACGGUCAGCAACCCUCGUUCCAGGGUAUCCAGGAUGAUUGCGUUAAGAUUCUGGAUGAGCUAAAGGGUCGCCUGAAGAGUGAUUUCCGUCAAACGGGGAAGCCGGCCCAAACGCUGACCGAAAUCGGUGAACUGUUACUUCAGCUGGGCGAACAGCCGUCAACGUUGGCCAAGGAGGUGCUCGAGUGUGCGUCCAAACGGUUCCACGAGCAGAUUGUGAUGUUGCAGGAUCAAACCGAUCGCGAUAUGAUCGAGUUCAUCGAUCUCGGUAUCGAAGGUUUCCUAAAGGACCUCACGCUGGUGAUCAGCUCUUACAAUGAUAUGUUUCUCACCCGUCAUAUCGAACAGGAGGCGGACAACUUCGAGCAAAUCGCUCGGCUCGAUUUGAACGAGUUUGUGAAUCGUAACGUCGAUGAGUACCUGGCACUGGUGCAGGACCGGGCCGAGCUGGAGAUCGGUCACGGCGACUCGCAAAUCAUACUGCGCGGUCUGGAUCGGUUGCAUCGGCGCAUGACGGCCAUGAAAACGCUCUGCCGAUCGCUCGAUAUGACCCGGUCCGGGCUCGAUAUUAUUGUGAACGCGGCCCAGCAGCUCUGCCUGGCGCAUAUGAAAUCACUGAAAGAUCAUCUCACCGACAGUCUCAGUUCCGUUCGGUUAGCCCUCGUAUCAUCCACUUCAUCGCAGUCCACCACAAGCAACCCGUCCUCGGUGGCGUCGCCAAGUGGCUCCACCGUGGGGCUGCCAGUCGUCGGCGGAGGGCAGACCGUCACCACGGCCAACGGUGGCCUCCGUGAGCUCAUUUCUAAUUUGUACGUCUCCACGAUCGAGAAGGUGAAAGGACUGAUGCAGGACUUGCUCAUCUUCCUGCAGCCCGAGUGGUCGUUCAAUCUGAAAGGUGACCCGAAAGGCGUCCAGUGUAUCGAAGGUAUUCGCGAAAACCUACUCGUCGCCUUUUUGCACCACUUUUGCGCCACCGUCAAUAGCUACGGGAGCGUGAGCUCGGCCGCCCCACCUACGUUGCUGCUGGUGCUGUCGAAGGUCUGCCUCGAGAUGGAACGGGCCGGCGUCCACACGCUAACGUCGCUCGUCGACGAGCUGUACAAUCUCGAUUCCGAGCGCAGCGUUACACUGGUGCACGAGUCGGAACUGUGCACCGAGAUGCGUGAUUCCGCCCAGCAGCUGCUCGAUUCGUACGUCCGUCAGCAGGGACUGAAUCUCUCGCAAAUGCUGCGCAAAAGCGUGGAAACUCGCGACUGGCUCAACUGCCUCGAGCCACGUUCGGUGCGUGCCGUCAUGAAGCGGGUGGUCGAGGAGAUGUCCGCGAUCGAUCUCGUGCUUGGCCAGCUCUACGAUGGUUCCGUGCACGGUGCGGGGGCACGCACGGCGGCCAGCAGUGAUUCCAGUCGCAAAACCCACUUCAGUAUUGCCGCCUCGAAGCAAUCGCAACAGUACCGGUCGACGUGGUCCACAUACACCCCUUCGCAGCUGGACAGCAGCUUUGUGUCGAACAUUCAGCGACUGUUUUCGGAAAAGAUUGAAAUCUUUGCCCCGGUCGAGUUCUCUAAGGUGUCCAUCAUUACCGGGAUCAUCAAGCUGUGCCUGAAGACGCUGCUCGAGUGCGUACGGUUACGCACAUUCAGCCGCUACGGAUUGCAGCAAAUUCAAGUCGAUGCACACUACCUGCAGAUGAACCUGUGGCGUUUCGUGAACGACGAAAACCUCAUACACGUGCUCCUCGAUGAAAUCCUCGGUUCCGCCGUUCUCCGCUGUCUCGAGCCGAUCCUGAUGGAACCGAAUGCCGUGGAAAUUAUUUGCGAACGCAACUAAACCAAACGGGACGGUCCCACCGCUAACAUCGGCAUCAAUUCGAACAUUCCAAGCUAUGUAGUAGAAUUAGAUUAGCGAUUAGCGAUUAACUUCCCCCUUGAAAACUGGAAUCGUUUUCCGUCGUUUCGGAUCUAGCUUCCAGGAAGCGAAAUAAAGGCCAACACAAAAACCAGUGUUUUUUUUACU